This is a messenger RNA of Camelina sativa (false flax), 693 nucleotides long. The record is from RefSeq and is a predicted model, not a curated record. Lineage: Eukaryota; Viridiplantae; Streptophyta; Magnoliopsida; Brassicales; Brassicaceae.
AAUUUUCUACCAUGUUUAGAGGGUUGACUCCGAUGAACAAGAAAUGAUAAACAGAAUAAUAAUGCUACCAACGCCAAACAUGUAGUUCUUCUGAAGGAUCUUGACUAGAUGGAUCUGAAACUCCUGAACCGGGAUUGGGAUCAAGAAUCUUACCCAGCUUCUUCUGAUUUCUGGCUCCUCAUCUUCUUUGCUCCCUUCUUCCUUUUUCUUCGCUUAAUCCUCGACAGAUUCAUAUUCGAGAGAGUCGCUAGACGGCUGGUUUGUCCUAGAGAAGAAUGCGCUGAUUCAAGCGAGAGAAGAAAUAAGAUAGCCAAAUUCAAAGAAUCGGCCUGGAAAUGGCUGUGCUCUCUCUCUGUUGAAGCUUUUGCUCUCCACGUCACUUAUAAGGAGCCAUGGUUUAAAGACACAAGAUGCUUCUGGUUGGGACCAGGAGACCAGAUAUGGCCUGACCAAAAGAUAAAGUUGAAAAUGAAGGGAAUGUAUAUGUUUGUUGGAGGGUUAAAUGUAUAUGCCUUUUUUGCUUUGUUCUUUUGGGAAACAAGACCAUCUGAUUUCAAAGUCAUGUUAGUUCAUCACAUUGUAACCUCAUCCCUCAUCAUCUUGUCUUACGUUUUCAGAUUUGCUCGUAUAGGUUCUGUAAUAUUGGCACUUCACGAAAUCAGCGACGUGUUUCUAGAGAUAGCUUUCAAAUGA